CUCUCUCUCUCUCUCUCUCUCUCUCUCUCUCAGCACGGCAGACAACCUCUUAGCAUCCAGCGAGAGCUUGUAUUCUUGGAGAGUACUCUGUCAAAGUCAUGGCUUCAACAAUCGUUAAUCGGCCUUGUAAUGUUGGGCCAAUUACGAAUUUAGGUUUGAGACCAUCAGUGAAUCAGAAUUUUGUAUGUGUUCGACUUUUCAAUAAGACCCCUACGAGGCGUUUAUUAGUUGUGAGGGCCAGUGAAUCACGUGAUAGGCCCAUGAAAAAGAUGGGCAUGAGUGAUAAGGAUUGCGAAGCUGCCGUGGUCGCCGGGAAUCCGCCGGAUGCGCCUCCAGUGCCUCCGAAACCGGUCGCGCCAGUUGGAACUCCUGUGGUGCCGUCACUCCCACUCAAUCGGUGCCCUCGACGUAAUCGAAGAUCACAGGCUUUGAGAGCAGCAUUCCAAGAAACAACCUUAAGCCCUGCAAACUUUGUAUAUCCACUUUUUAUUCAUGAAGGUGAAGAGGACUCACCAAUUGGAGCUAUGCCUGGAUGUUAUAGGCUUGGAUGGAGACAUGGACUUGUGGAAGAGGUGUCAAAGGCCCGGGAUGUUGGUGUCAAUAGUGUUGUGCUCUUCCCUAAAGUUCCGGAUGCUUUAAAGGUUCUUAUAAACCACCUAAAUUUCUCCAGUUCCCAGUAUGAUGCAAUGUAAUCGGUCCUUGGCCCUUCAGUGUUCCACAGGAGAUGAAGCAUACAAUGAGAAUGGAUUAGUGCCUCGAGCCAUACGGUUGCUCAAAGACAAGUACCCUGAUCUUGUUAUCUACACUGAUGUUGCUUUAGGUCCAUACUCCUCUGAUGGGCAUGAUGGCAUUGUCAGAGAAGAUGG
Messenger RNA from Ilex paraguariensis (yerba mate), 866 nucleotides. The record is from the annotation of a GenBank genome assembly. Lineage: Eukaryota; Viridiplantae; Streptophyta; Magnoliopsida; Aquifoliales; Aquifoliaceae.